Penicillium mononematosum is the source of this 231-nucleotide messenger RNA. RefSeq lists its product as uncharacterized. NCBI's taxonomy places the organism in Eukaryota, Fungi, Ascomycota, Eurotiomycetes, Eurotiales, Aspergillaceae. The record is from RefSeq and is a predicted model, not a curated record. The transcript has a single exon. Bases 1 to 231 code for a protein of 76 amino acids.
AUGGAUCAGAAUGGCAAAGGUGGUACAAGAAAGCUUUGUCACCAGGGCAGCAAAUCUGAGGGCCGUGAACAAGGAGAAGCUCUUCUGGUAAUCUUCUCCGAGACAGUCCAGAGUCGCAGCCUGUGUAGGCCUCUCUCGACCAUGAAUUUGGACUCCGCGGUCUGGCUAGCGACCGGUAUGGAUGUGUAUAAUGUAGGCUCCAGCAAUGAAUUGCUCAUCUUUGCACGAUGA